Molecule: messenger RNA, 1638 nt
Organism: Closterium sp. Naga37s-1
Lineage: Eukaryota; Viridiplantae; Streptophyta; Zygnematophyceae; Desmidiales; Closteriaceae
Source: the annotation of a GenBank genome assembly
AUGGCUCCCCUCAUUUCCUCCUACAACGAGAAUGUCCGUCCGAUGCUCGACGCGAUCGACAAGCUGCGAGACCUGGGUCUCAAGGAGGAAGGAAUCGAGCUCCCGACGAUCGUCGUCGUUGGUGACCAAUCCAGCGGCAAAUCGUCUGUGUCGGGAAUCAGCCUGCCGAGAGGCAAGGGGAUCGUUACUCGCGUGCCGUUGAUCCUGAGGCUCCAAUCGUGCUCCGACGGUCAGGAUGAGAUCACGACUGAUUACACCCCUGUCACCGGGAAAGUGUCCAAAGUUCUACCUGAUGAAGCGAUGAUCGAGCAGGCGAUUUCUGAGGCAACAGUGGCUCUAGCUGGCAGCCGGAAAGGCGUCAUGAAUUGUCCAAUUACCCUGCAAGUGCGGCGACCGGACUUGCCUAUCCUAACCCUCAUAGAUCUGCCUGGAAUCACACGCGUUCCUAUCGAGGAUCAGCCGAAGGACAUCUACGAUCAGGUGAAGGCGAUGAUCAUGACCUACAUCACUCCGAAGGAGAGCGUGAUUCUGAACGUGCUGGCAGCGGAGGUGGAUUUCUCCACGUGCGAGUCCAUCGUCAUGUCGCAAGAGGUGGACCCUGACGGCGAUCGCACCCUCGCUGUCGUCACCAAGGUCGACCGCGCGCCUGACGGGCUCUACGAGAAAAUCCAAGGGAAUUCCGUGCGGAUCGGGCUUGGAUACGAGCGACGUGACCUGAUGAGCGGCCUCAUCGGCGGGAGGUAUGAUUCGUUUCAGAGCGACGAGGAGAUGCACUACGCUGCAAGGCUGCACGAGAAAUUCAUCAAAUUCGAGGCUGACAUGCGAGGUGCUCUCCCGAAUUUCCUAGGUGCAGACUACACUGAAAGGUGCAAAAAGGCGUUGAAAGAGGUGGCGGGGAUUUCACUCCCUAACAUGCUGGAUCACGCUGCUGUGAGGCAGCUGGUUCAGGAGGUGGUGGGGGGCAUCGAAGGGCUGUGCAUGCUCCUGGUGACUGACUGCUUUGCGUAUGCGACCAAGGUGCAGGAAGCUGCGGUGUCUGACGUCUGCGGGGUAUACCCCGAGCUGAGCAGCGUGGCUCAACUUCAGGGGCUGAAUUCCCUGAGGGAGACCCAAGAGUCUGCAAGCCGCUUCAUUCAGGACAUGCUGAAAAAGGAAAAGAAAGUGAUAUUUACGGUCAACCACUACUACAUGGAUACUGUUUCUAAAAUCCAUGCGAGUAUGGCCGAGUACAGCAGAGCCAAGGCAUAUACACCUGUUCAUACCCACCCUCCUGUACCCUCUGUUGAGGAUAUCGCGUCCAGCACUGCUUCACUCGCUAACCUGAUAAGCAAUAACGACCAGGCAGCCAGGGACCUGCAGGCCAACAUGUUUUCAUAUGCCAAGGUGAUGCACAAGCGGCUGUGUGACGUGAUCCCCAUGGAGAUUCGCAUGUGCCUUGAGACUGCUCUGCUGGAUGACACGGACAGUGCGCUGUGGCGGGAGGUUCACGGCGGGGACAUUCUCAAGAUUGCGGCUGUCAAGGCGGCUGACCAGCAGCGCAGGGCUCGGCUGGAGGAGAGCAUCAAAAGGCUGAAGGCAUCUGAAGCCACGCUGCUGGGCCUUGCCUCUGACGCUCCCAGGCUGCUACCGGUAGCCUAG